AAUUUGACUAUUCCACUAUUGCCCAACUGUUUUCCUCUUCACUGUCAACGCAGACUUCCACAAUGGCUGGUGUGGCAUCUACGUUGGCCAAGAAGAGGGCAUUGGCCGCUGGGUUUGGCACUAAUGCCAACGCGUCAAAGUACCUAAACCAAGACUUCCAAUCUCUCAGGAGCGAGUGUCUGAGAAAAGGUUCAAUAUUUACCGAUUGCACUUUUCCAGCUGCACCUGAGUCGCUCGGAUUCAAAGAGCUUGGCCCGAAUACUUCCAAAACCAGAGGUGUGCAAUGGAAGCGACCUGGGGAACUGGUGUCCAACCCAGAAUUCAUCGUUGGUGGAGCCACGAGAACCGACAUCUGCCAAGGAGGUCUGGGUGACUGCUGGCUCCUGGCAGCCAUCGCCUCUCUGACCCUGAAUGAAGAUGUGAUGGCCCGGGUCGUUCCUGAAGGACAAGGAUUUGGACGUGGAGAGUACGCUGGGAUCUUUCACUUCCAGUUCUGGCAGUUUGGUGAGUGGGUGGACGUGGUGAUUGACGACCGGCUGCCAACGAAGGAUGGAAAGCUGCUGUUUGUUCACUCAGCCGAGGGCUCUGAGUUCUGGAGCGCCCUGCUGGAGAAGGCCUACGCCAAGGUGAAUGGAUGCUAUGAGGCUCUGUCAGGUGGCUCCACCACUGAGGGCUUUGAGGACUUCACAGGAGGGAUAGCAGAGAACUAUGACCUGAAGAAGGCUCCCUCCGACCUGUUCCAGAUCAUCAGGAAAGCCCUGGCCUCUGGAGCUCUGCUGGGCUGCUCCAUCGACAUCACCAGUCAAGCAGACUCAGAGGCUGUCACCUAUCAGAAGCUGGUGAAAGGACACGCCUACUCUCUGACCGGGGCUAUGGAGGAACAACAUUUAAUUUGUUCAUGAGGCAGAUGCGACUCGUUACGCCACCAGGUGGAAGACUGGCCCCUCUGAUCAGUCUCACCGGAGGAAAGGAAGGCGAGAGCGAGCAGGGACUGUGAGAGGCGGACCUUCUGCAGCUCUCUCCCUCCCCCCGCUGAGACUAAUGCCGUGUUCAAAUCAACUGGGAAGUCGUAAUCUCCGACUUCCGAAUUCAAGGCGUUCCAGACAACUGGGAACUCGGGGGAAAAAAACGAGAUCUGGCAUAUCGCCAAUAUGCUGUGAUAAUGUAUUAGACCA
This is a messenger RNA of Oncorhynchus tshawytscha (Chinook salmon), 1175 nucleotides long. Its product is annotated as calpain-2 catalytic subunit-like. The coding region runs from base 63 to 902 and encodes 279 amino acids. Gene Ontology annotation, biological process: proteolysis. NCBI's taxonomy places the organism in Eukaryota, Metazoa, Chordata, Actinopteri, Salmoniformes, Salmonidae. The transcript is spliced from 7 exons. The record is from RefSeq and is a predicted model, not a curated record. Gene Ontology annotation, molecular function: calcium-dependent cysteine-type endopeptidase activity. Gene Ontology annotation, cellular component: cytoplasm.